This is a messenger RNA of Electrophorus electricus (electric eel), 4477 nucleotides long. It is a transcript of the gene mapk9, whose product is annotated as mitogen-activated protein kinase 9. NCBI's taxonomy places the organism in Eukaryota, Metazoa, Chordata, Actinopteri, Gymnotiformes, Gymnotidae. Gene Ontology annotation, biological process: protein phosphorylation. Gene Ontology annotation, molecular function: MAP kinase activity; ATP binding. The record is from RefSeq and is a predicted model, not a curated record.
GCUGUCUUGUUUCAUUCGGAGUUCUGGCCACUUCCGUGCCCUCGCAUUUCAAGCCACAGCUGUCCUGGUUGAAUUUAUCCUGCUUCCCUUAUGAGGCUGUACCUCAGCUGGAGCAGACAGGGCUGCAGUGAAACAUAGAUGUAGGCCUGCAGCGCCGGGCACUUGGGCAGAGGACAAUCUUGUAGAAGGCCUGGCCUCUCUCACCGUGAUUUAGCGCGCUGGAGAUCCAGGCAAAGGGCGGCGAGCACAAGCAGAGAGCAAGCGUGGCAGUGUCCGGGGCCUGUGCUGUGGGGAGAACCCGCCCACGGAGGAAGUCUGAUUUGUUCAGGGGUACUCAGUGGGAGGAGCCAUGAAUGAAGGGGAGGGGCAUUUCUACAGCGUGCAGGUGGGUGACUCCACCUUCACAGUCCUGCAGCGGUACCAGCAGCUCCGUGCCAUCGGUUCCGGGGCCCAGGGCAUCGUCUGCUCUGCUCUGGACACCGUCCUGGGAAUCCCAGUAGCGGUAAAAAAGCUCAGCAGGCCAUUUCAGAACCAGACUCACGCCAAGCGAGCCUACAGAGAGCUUGUGCUGCUAAAAUGCGUCAAUCACAAGAAUAUCAUUCACUUACUGAAUGUCUUCACACCUCAGAAGUCCCUGGAGGAGUUCCAGGAUUUGUACCUGGUGAUGGAGCUGAUGGAUGCUAGCCUGUGCCAGGUGAUCCACAUGGACCUGGACCAUGAGAGGAUGUCCUACCUGCUCUACCAGAUCCUGUGUGGCAUCAGACACUUGCACUCUGCUGGCAUCAUCCACAGGGACCUGAAGCCGAGUAACAUAGUGGUGAAGUCCGACUGCACUUUAAAGAUCCUGGACUUUGGCCUGGCCAGGACCGCCUGCACCAACUUCAUGAUGACUCCAUACGUGGUGACCAGAUACUACAGAGCGCCUGAGGUCAUCUUGGGCAUGAAGUACAAGGAGAACGUGGAUAUCUGGUCGGUGGGCUGCAUCAUGGGGGAGAUGGUGAAAGGCAGUGUUAUAUUCCAAGGCACAGAUCACAUUGACCAGUGGAAUAAGGUGAUCGAGGUGCUGGGCACGCCCUCGCUGGAGUUCAUGAACCGCCUCAUGGACACGGUGAGGAACUACGUGAUGAACAAGCCCCAAUUCCCAGGAGUCAGCUUCAGUGAGCUCUUCCCUGACUGGGCUUUCCCUUCCGAGACAGAGCAUGACAAGCUCAAGACAAGCCAAGCUCGAGACCUGCUGUCAAAGAUGCUGGUGAUUGAUCCGGAGUGUCGCAUCUCGGUGCAGGAGGCCCUCAGCCACCCCUACAUCCACGUGUGGUACGACCCAGCUGAGGCCGAUGCGCCUCCACCUCAGAUUUCCGACAAGCAGUUAGAGGAGAGAGAACACACCAUAGAGCAGUGGAAAGAGCUAAUCUAUAAAGAGGUGAUGGACUGGGAGGAGAGGAACAAGAACGGCGUUCUAAAGGAGGAGUGUUUAGACGGCGUGGCGACCAGUAGCGCGACAGCCUCUCAGUCAUCCUCCAUUAACGACAUCUCCUCCAUGUCCACCGAGCAGACCCUGGCCUCCGACACGGACAGCUCCUGCAUCGACGCGGUGGCUGGGGGGCUGGAGGAGUGAUGGUGAGCCCCCCCCCCGGCCACCCGCCCCUGCCCCACAGCACUGUCUCUCCACCUCUCCUUCUCUCGCCCCCGUGCCCUCCCCCGUGUUUCCGGAUGCCGGCGCGGCGUCAGACAGGCUGGGAAGCCGUACGCCUCCUCCUCGUGCCCGGGUUCCCUCACCUUCCUUCUGCUUCAGAAAGCCCGCUCGCUGUUUGUCUGUCUGCUUCCUUUGCUCGGCGGUCCCACCUCGGUUUUCCCCCCCCUUCGGACAGUCUUAAGUAGCAAAGGGCUUCUGUUGAGGGUAUAGGAUAGAUGACGGUGACGCGCACUCCAGGGUCGUGGUGUUGACAGGCGUUUGUUCCAGUCAUCUGUAGGCAUGUCUAGGACCCCUUUUGGGGAGGAGAGCCUGCUGGUGAAACUAAGCGUUGAUGUGCAGAGCUGGCGCGAGCACAUGUAGACGUCGUAGCAGGUUUUUCGUGGUGACUAAAUGUGUUAAAUGUAGCCCCAUUUUAGAUUUGACCCUCAUUGACCUUUGCUUUGUUUUAAAGUGCUUCCUCCGUCACUGAAUCAAUAGGAGGACAUCAUAGUUUUAUUAGUAGCAUUAAAAAGUAUUUUAGCUAGAAUUCUCUCUCUCGGUCAGUCGGUGCCAUGUCGCUAAUAUUACCUUUCAUGUUCUCACCCAAAAAUGAAGCACAGUCCCAUACUUCUAUAACGGAAUAAUUGACAGCUUCAAGUUGCCCCUUCUGAUGAUGUGAAAGCUCCCAGAGCUGAUUUAUGUAUUGCUGCAUGUAAACUCCUCUUCAACACUUAAGACACUAUAUGACUUAAGUCUCCAGACCCCUGCAUAUGCCUGAGUACACAGAUACAUAAACGGUAGUGCCUGCCUUUGUAUAUAGACACAGUACACCUUGUUUUCAAACAGAGAGCUUGAUAAUGCAUCUCACUCAUAUAGGGUGUAACCAUGUAUAUACAUAUAUAGAUUUUAUGUAAAUGUUUUGUCUUUGUGGAUAGAAACCUGAUUUUACAGCUUCUCUAAAUAUGAUUUAGCAAAAGUACUGUAUAGCAUAAACUCUUUAUUUUUGAAACAAUGGAAAUUGGAUUUAUUGCAUACGUUUUAAAAAAAAAAAAAAAAGUUUGUGCACCGAAGACUUAAGUGAUAUGCUGUGUAAGAUGUAAAGUGCACAUUAAUGGUGAACUGUGGAAGCAGUGUGUAGAUCUUCUGUUCCAUGUCAUUCCAAAAAGGACUUCAGCAAAACUGCAGCAUCUGUUAAACUUUCCUGAAGAUUGUACUUAACGCAUGAGCUGAAAACUGACCGUCGCCUUUUUCCGUGUCCUAAAACUUGAAACGCCUGUGAGAAUGUUGUACGAAUCAAAUUUGUCUUUUCAGCAGGAGACUAGCCUGUUAAUGCCCUUUCAGUAAAUAUAUAUAUAUUCCUCUCAUUUUUAUUUAUUUUUAUAAUGCUCAAAACUCGUCCGGUGUGUACGCGGCAUUCAUUGCUUCUUCAGUAGUUUUGAUGUGGUGGCCGUGGAUUUUAAGUCUGAUAACAUGUUUGCACAGUUGCGUGUGGUACACAUCUAGCAAGUUUCUCCCGUCAUCCCCCGCUCACUGCAUUGCCGCCCGGGGAACGGACCAACACCGGAGUCUCGAGAAAACCGCAAGCGUCACGAGCGUGUUGUAUCUGCGCGCCAGCGAACGGCCCGGAACACGAUUGCAUGAGAGCGUGCAGGACGCGUUUAACACGAGGGCGAACCCGAAGAGCCGCUUUACCUCCCGAUUAGAUAAACGUCCAAACGAUGGUCUGAAUCCGGGCUCUGGCAGGCUGCCGGGGGGAGGGGGGGGGGGCUUUAACUGACUGACAGGCGCCGGGAUUGCAAGCGCUGCACCGCGACUGCUCUUCGAGUCGUAAGCCCCGCGACGCGGCCGUUAAGAGUCACCUUCGCGCGGGCGGGCGCGCGCACGCUUGGAGAGACGCAUUGAAGCCAUGUUUGCCAGGCUGUUUGCUUCUGCAACGCAGCCUCCUCGUUCUUAUACAUUUCUCAAAAUAAUUGCUGUAAAAAAGAGGCACCCGUGCCUCCUAGCAUCGAUAUCUACGUACGUGUGCGUGACCUCACCAGGUGCUUAUUAUCAGAAUAGUAGCACGUUAUUACUGAAUGGAAGUAAUGCAGUAGUGCAUUGUAUGUAUGUAUACGUGUGUUUUGUUUAAAUUUCAUGUUAGCUUGCCUGUUAUAAAUGACAUUUGAAUUCUGCGAACAUCCAUUUUAGUACUGAACAAAAGUGGAAUUACAUUUGUGGUAUUACAUCCCUGUAAGGGUGCAGAACAAGCUGGCUGCAAGCUUUUUUUUCAAGGGCUUUCUCUCUCGCCGUUACUGUUGCCCUUGAGGAAGGGGUUACAAGUCCACCUGACCAUGUCACUGACAAUCUGUAUUGCUAGUGAUGGAACCUGUAAUAAUUUUUGUAGAUUUGUUUUCCCAUUUGUUGACCACACCUCCCCUUUUUUUCACAAUUCUAUACAUGUAAUAUCAGAUCAAGUUUUACUAGCGACAGUCACAUACUUUUCCCUUCUUUUUUAAACCUUAAUCAUGGAUCACAUCACUGAAAAACCUGUCUAAGUUAAACCCUCUGGACAAAGUAGAUAUUUGAACUGCUAUGUGUAAGUAAUGUCUGUAUUGCUUUUGUGUGGUUUGUAUUGUCAUGUAUGGAUGCGCUUCUGGUAGGCUAUUGAGAGCGAAGACUCUUGGUCAGCUCUUGCCUGAAACAUAUGCAAAGUCUCAAACAGGAUUCUAUAUCUACUGCAGUGGAGAGUCAGAUUCGUUUUUCUGUAUGGGAGGAAAAAAACAAACUGUUCCUGUAACAACUGGCCAAAUAAAACCUUAAAAUGAA